AUGGCUGCUCUCUGCCGGUAUGUUGUGGGUCCAGCCAUGGUGGUGCACGUUGUCUUGAAGAGUGUCAAGUUUGCACCCUGUGUCAGCUCUCAGGAUGCUACAAAGACAACUCCUGCAAGCCCAGGAGAAAAUGGGCAGACCAUCACGACUACACACACCGGCAAGAUAAAAGCGACCACCUCCGAAAGCAAUCCAGGAAACCCAGCAUCCACCUCUGCAAUGUCAUCUACCACAGUUCAAGGGAGCACCCCUAUAAACAAGCUGGGAAGCACAUCGCCUACCCCUGUGACAUCACCCAGCGCUGCUCAAGGGACCACCCCUACAAGCAACCUGGGAAACUCAGCAUCCAUCUCUGCGAUGUCACCUACCACAGUUCAAGGGAGCACCCCUACAAGCAAGCUGGGAAACCCAUCACCCACCUCUAUGACAUUGCCCCACCUGUCUCAGCAGGUCAGCUCUUCAACCAGCUCCAGAGCCUCAACAGCCACCCCUGCUGCAACCUCGAGCACGGCCCAGCAGAAGACUAGCUCUCUAGCCAGCUUGGGAAGCUUGGUAGCUGCCACUCAUGCAAGCAGCCAUCCAACCACCCCAGGAGGCUCAGGGACUGCUGUCACAUCCUCUCGCAGUGUGGAAACUCAGAGAGGGCAGCCUUCGGACCAGUUGACCAGCACUGCUGCAAGCAUGGGCGUCUCAACGAGCAGCUGUACCCCUGGGCACAAGAACUAUGGUGUCUCUUCUCCCACAUCUGUCACCAAGCAGCUUCACUCUUCUCCCAGUUCUCCAGUCCAGGGACUGACCUCUUCCACACCUGGAAGCAUUGACGCUUUUGUUACCCCUUCUGGUGUAUCCAUCUCCCUCACCACUAGUAAAGCUGUGGGUGAGGAGCAUCCUGGCAGCACCAAGAAGGGCUCAGAGGCAGCCACCACGCCGACUCCUGGAGCAGACCAGAGAAGCCAUGACCUUGGAUCUGUGUCAACCACACCUACAAGUGCUGACCAGAGCCCUGCCAGUGCACAGCCAUCAGCCCCAGCCCUGGGGAACAAGACGGCGAGCAGCAGUCCUGGCCACCAGCACCCUAACGAUUCUUUCCAAAAUCAGAUCAUCUGUAAAGAGGAGGAGCAAAGUGAUUGGCCCAUCAUGCAUCUGAAAGAAGCUAAAACCUGUGCUGAGUGGAAGACCGCCAGCGUCAACAUCUCCUUCUUCGAGAGUUUCUGCUCGACGGGCCAGCGCGCUUUCAAUGCCAGCAGGGAAACGUGCACGGUGAUGCUGAACUCCCGCGAGCUCCGCUCCCAGCACUGGGCCAUGCGGGCGGUCGUGCACUUCCCUUUGGACCCUGAAAAAGUCUUCAAGGAGCUGAAGGAGAAGAAGGACAAGUUAGAGGAGCUUGGGAUCACCAACAUCACCUACGACAAAAUGGAGAAGGAGAUGAUAAUCAACGAUGAGUUCAGCACACCCCUGAUCAUCACCAUCGUCACCCUGGCUGGCUCCCUGCUGCUGAUCGCGGCCAUCUACGGCUGCUGCCACCAGCGCUUCUCCCAAAAGAAGGACCAGCACAUCCACCCUGAUGUCCCCGGGUUUGAUGAUGGACAUGUGGCCCUGAUCUUUAAUCAGCGCCUGACCGAGGAGCUGCAGACAAUGGAGAACGGCUACCACGAUAACCCCACGCUGGAGGUGAUGGAGACCUCCUCUGAAAUGCAGGAGAAGAAGGUGAACCUCAACGGUGAGCUGGGGGACAGCUGGAUCGUUCCUCUCGACACCCUCAUGAAGGAGGACCUGGAGGAAGAGGAGGACACGCAUUUAUAG
This is a messenger RNA of Nipponia nippon (crested ibis), 1803 nucleotides long. NCBI's taxonomy places the organism in Eukaryota, Metazoa, Chordata, Aves, Pelecaniformes, Threskiornithidae. The record is from RefSeq and is a predicted model, not a curated record.